Molecule: messenger RNA, 469 nt
Organism: Medioppia subpectinata
Lineage: Eukaryota; Metazoa; Arthropoda; Arachnida; Sarcoptiformes; Oppiidae
Source: the annotation of a GenBank genome assembly
ACUGACAGCAAUAUGAGUACAGCUCUGCCGCCACUCCAGGCCAGGCAUCCGCCGAAGUUUCGCCGAAGACAUGGCAGCGAUCGUAUGCAAGACAAUCAGAUUGUGUCCCCGUCUUCGUGUUCAGAGCACUCGCCAUCCUAUGAGAUGAUUGGAUCCGAUUUUAACAAUCAUUUACAACAACACCAACAAAAGCCAACUAUAGUUCCUAACAAUGCUAUGCAUACUAACCCACAUGACAUGUCAUCCAAUUAUUUCUCGUAUAAUAAGCCGAUAUUUCAAGAGACAAAUAAACCACAGAUCGUGAGCACCGAUACCAACAAAAGUCAAUUGUCUUCUCCGACGUCAAGCAAAGACUCGUUUAAUUUGCGUUCAUUUGCGAUGAGAUUGGAUGCAAGAGAUACGCCAAUAGUUUAGAAGAAAGAAAUGUCGUGUAAAUUGUUGCGAAAGAAUAUAUGGAUUAAAACUAAAC